CACCGACACGAUUUAAAAAUUAGCUCUUUCCCCCGUAAUGCAUUAGAUGUGAAAAAUGAUCAUUCCUAGAAGAAGCCGACACAGAGCAGCCAGCAUCCCGGCAACAAGUACGCUGAAAUAAAGAAUAAGAAAACGUAUAUAAAUCUACUUCAUCAUUAACUCAGUUAGUUGAGCUGAGGAAUUGAAACUGGAAUCAGCAAAAAAGAUGAAGCCUCAAGAUUUCAAUCAUUUCGGUCAUGAACAUCUACUAAUUCCUCUGGUUCUCGACGAAGACGACGAGCUUUACUGUAAAGCCUGCGAUCAUCUUAUCGUCCAGCCAUUCCAUGGCUGCCUUUCCUGCAAUUACUAUCUCCACGACGAAUGCUUAAAUAUCCCUCGAUCCAUUCUUCAUCCUUCUCAUCCAAAUCACCCUUUGACUCUGCUUCCAAUCCCAACUUAUCCCACCAGUUCAUUCACUUGCAAUGCUUGUCAAUCUCAAGGGCUCGGAUUCAGCUACAGCUGCGCGCAUUGCGAGUUCGAUGUUCAUAUCCGGUGCGCAUCGUUGCCGACGAAAUUGAAGGUUGGUGAACAGCAUCCGCACGAAUUGAAGCUGGUUUUUGAGUCGCUAACAGGGCAGGAUUGCAGGAAGUAUUACUGCAGUUUGUUUAAAUGUGAAGUUUGCGGGGUUGGGUUAGAGAGUGAUUGUUGGAGGUAUUAUUGUGAUGAUUGUGAUUUCGGGAUGCAUUUGGGUUGUGUGAAGAUUGAUAAUCAGGAUGUGGGAUUGAUGAGCCAUUCUGCAGUGGUGGAGGCGAUCAAGUCCGGCGGGUUGGAGGGGAAAUCCGGUACGGCUCAGGCUGUUUUGCUGGCGGAGGAUAAGACGGUGGAUGAUGAUGUUGAGAAGAUGAAGUUGUCGGCGUCAGUGACAAAGAUUGCCAAAUAUCUAUGAAUUUUGUCAUUGUACCUAUCUUUUGUGUUUUUUUUUUUUUUUGUUGAAGAAAUCCUUCAACUGGAAAGGCUGUCAUUUCUCAAUUUGAUUUGUUUGUUUAGAUUUUGAAUUCUUGCUUUUGUGCACACAAUGCUGGUAUGAUUUCAGGGGAAAUCUCAAUCUGACACUAAAAUUUAAGAUCUUGUUGGUGUUCUUUAGUACCUUUUCUUUUGUGUUGGAACUUGGAGGAAUAUGGUUCAAGAUAGAUACUUUAGAGAAAAACGUCAUCUUAAACUUUCAUAUGUUUGAUUUUUCCUGAUCUCUAGACUUGUAGGGAUUCUCCAGUUGAAAGAUAAGAGCGUUAGCAAUUGGGACUUCAAACUGAUGGAUGAGCUCUGGACCAUUAGUUUAAGUCAACAUAGAGCUGGAAAAAGAAGUCGUGAAAGAAAUGGCCCAAAAAUCAGGUCGCUUUGGGACGUUAGUGUAAUAAGCACUAUUCACAAGCAAAUCUGGAGGUUAGCGAGGGAGGUGGGAUUCUCGUUGUUAGGCAGAUUCAGUCGCUAUAAUGUGAUGUAAAAGUUGCACAGUUGUUCAGAAUUCACACGUUAUUGCAUCCAUAUACUUCUACGUCUUGCCUUAAUAGUUUUAUACUAACUUAUUAAGAUAAAAAGAAAGAAGAUGUUAAUGCCCA
This is a messenger RNA of Oldenlandia corymbosa var. corymbosa, 1595 nucleotides long. The record is from the annotation of a GenBank genome assembly. Lineage: Eukaryota; Viridiplantae; Streptophyta; Magnoliopsida; Gentianales; Rubiaceae.